This is a messenger RNA of Clupea harengus (Atlantic herring), 4557 nucleotides long. RefSeq names its product solute carrier family 6 member 6b (gene slc6a6b). Gene Ontology annotation, biological process: amino acid transport; taurine transmembrane transport; neurotransmitter transport. Gene Ontology annotation, molecular function: taurine:sodium symporter activity; gamma-aminobutyric acid:sodium:chloride symporter activity. Gene Ontology annotation, cellular component: cell projection; plasma membrane. The record is from RefSeq and is a predicted model, not a curated record. Lineage: Eukaryota; Metazoa; Chordata; Actinopteri; Clupeiformes; Clupeidae.
CAUCCCCCUCCUCUACUCCUCCCCUCCUCAACCACCAAGCCUUCUGGGUGGCACCCUUCCCCUUUUUAUACCACUGUGAAGUUGGGGCCCUAGGUCUGUCGCUUUGGCAUGGUAGUGGUGGAAUUUCCUACCAAGUAACCUAGCAAUAUCCACUGAAGACGGACAAGCUGGACCUCUGUGGAAAGACAGUUUUCCCCUCUUCCCCCUUUUCCAUGAAAGAGGCAGACAACGACAGCAUGGCACAAAAAGAGAAGCUCCAAUGUCUGAAAGACUUCCACAAGGACACUUUGAAGCCUUCCCCCGGGAAGAGCCCGGGCACGCGGCCGGAGGACGAGGCCGAGGGGAACCACCCUCAGCGGGAGAAGUGGGCCAGCAAGCUCGACUUUCUUUUGUCUGUCGCGGGUGGAUUCGUCGGUUUAGGCAACGUCUGGCGCUUCCCCUACCUCUGCUAUAAGAACGGUGGAGGUGCGUUUCUCAUCCCGUACACCAUCUUCCUGUUCGGAGGAGGCCUGCCCGUCUUCUUCCUGGAGGUGGCCCUGGGCCAGUACACCUCCCAGGGUGGCAUCACCUGCUGGGAGAAGCUCUGCCCAAUCUUCACUGGUAUCGGCUACGCUUCAAUUGUUAUCGUCUCACUGCUCAACAUCUACUACAUCGUGAUCCUGGCCUGGGGCUUAUACUACCUGUUCCAGUGCUUCCAGCCAGAGCUGCCCUGGGCCAAGUGCAACCAGCCCUGGAACACACCGAACUGCGUGGAGGACACCCUACGCAAGAACAAGACUCUCUGGCUGGCCGCCAACUAUACCAACUUCACCUCCCCCGUCACCGAGUUUUGGGAGCGUAAUGUCCUAAACAUCUCUGGGGGUAUCGAGGAUAUUGGGGAAAUUAAGUGGGACCUGGCCUUGUGUCUCCUGGCUGUCUGGGUCAUCUGCUUCUUCUGCAUCUGGAAGGGUGUGAAGUCUACCGGGAAGGUGGUGUACAUUACUGCCACCUUCCCGUUCUUCAUGCUCAUUGUUCUCCUGGUCCGUGGUGUCACUCUACCAGGGGCAUCCAAGGGCAUCGCGUUCUAUCUGUACCCCAACUUGACCCGUUUGGAGGACCCAGAGGUUUGGAUUGAUGCAGGCACACAGAUUUUCUUCUCGUAUGCCAUUUGCCUGGGGGCAAUGACAUCGCUGGGAAGCUACAACAAGUACAAAUACAACUGCUACAGGGACUGUUUGCUGCUGGGAGGCCUGAACACGGGAACCAGUUUUGUGUCUGGCUUCGCAAUAUUUUCCGUCCUGGGCUUCAUGGCACAAGAGCAAGGGGUGGACAUUGCCGAUGUGGCAGAGUCAGGUCCUGGCUUGGCUUUCAUCGCUUAUCCAAAAGCUGUGUCUAUGAUGCCCCUGCCCACCUUCUGGGCCGUCCUUUUUUUCAUCAUGCUUCUGCUUUUGGGGCUUGACAGUCAGUUUGUCGAGGUGGAAGGACAGAUCACUUCUCUUGUUGAUCUCUAUCCAUCCUUCCUAAGGAAGGGUUACCGGCGGGAAAUCUUCAUAGCUAUAGUGUGUUUCCUGAGCUAUCUUCUGGGCCUAACCAUGGUUACCAGAGGUGGCAUGUACGUGUUUCAACUGUUUGACUACUAUGCAGCCAGUGGUGUGUGCCUUUUGUGGGUUGCAUUCUUUGAAUGUAUUGCUGUAGCCUGGGUUUAUGGCGCUGAUAAUUUCUAUGAUGCGAUUGAGGACAUGAUUGGCUAUCGACCAAAUCCCUGGAUGAAGUGGAGCUGGACUAUCAUCACCCCUACCCUCUGUGUGGGCUGCUUUAUCUUCUCCUUGGUCAAGUACAAGCCUUUGACAUACAACAAGGUCUACGAGUAUCCGGACUGGUCCAUUGGUGUUGGCUGGACUUUGGCUCUCACUUCCAUGAUCUGCAUCCCCAUGGUGGUCGUGAUCAAGAUACUUCAGUCAGACGGACCCCUGAUCGAGCGGAUAAAGGCGGUGGCAGCCCCGGUGAGAGGAGGUGCAAGUUCCUGCCCGGCUAAAUACCGCACCAAGGCCCCUGAGCUGGCCCACCCUCUGGACCCUAAUGGGAACAAUGGCUUAAUGAUGCCCACCCAUACCAUUGUAGAAACCAUGAUGUGAGCGCUCUCUGUGAGAGGAUUUGAAAAAAAAAAAAAAAAAUAUGACCCACUUUCCAUGUUAUAUAUAUAUAUAUAUAUAUUAAAAAAAUAUAUAAAUAUAUAUAUAUAUAUAACGGUAUAUAUAUUUGCUAACUCUGAAAUAGUCGUAGGACCAGGUUUACAUUGCUACGUAUCUGCACUAGGAGUCUCUUUUUUUCUAUGGAGGAAGUUAUAUGUAGUUUUUUUUUCUGUCCAUGUUUUUAAUAUUUUUAUCAUAAUGUUAUUAUUAUAUUUCUAUGAUUAUAAUAAUAAUUAUCAUUGCUAUUAGUAUUGUGACUGUAAUCAGCUAAAGGCUUGGCCUCAGUCACCAAAAGUACCUUGGAAAUAGAGUGGUAAAUGUUUCUGUUUUUUUUUCUGUUUUUUCUUCCUUUCUGUAAAUAAUGGGUUAUACGUAGUCUGGUUUUCUUUGAGGGUGGACAGAUUAAUAAGCAAACAUACUAAAGGACCGUAUAUAAAUAUAUUUUGGGUAUUAGAAUUCAACUAAGCAUAUGUUGUGUUUAAGAGUAAUGUUGGUGUAGCUGUAAAACAUACUAUUAUCUCCCUCCACACAGUUACAUACUAUAUCUUUAUGUUGUGGAGUUGUCCGUGUAUGGUAAAGUUAGUUUUACGUGUUGCUAUCCAUGAUGUUUGUUGUACCCAAGAGCUGGUGUUAACUUCAUCCAGCUCGAGGCCAGGCAACACUAUCAGAGUCUGCCAGGCUGCCCCGAUGUCCUAUCUGUGUGUGUGCACUAAUCUCACAGUGAUGACGGACGGCAGCCAAGCAAGGACACUACUGCGAACCCCCCCCCCCCCCAGCCUACCCCACUCCACUGUGCACGGGUGAUUGCCACCUACACACCAAAGCCCUAUACUUUCUCCUCCCCUCGUAGUGUUUACACCUCGCGAUUCCCACAACGCAAGAUCAGACGAUUCCAUCACACUAACUCUAACUAGCAGCACAUUACUCUGCUCUGCCCUGUCCUCCCGUCCCACGUGGAGAGAAACACAUCGCUCAGGCAGAGCAGCCUCACUGCCCAUAAUCCCAACAUGUCAAUAAGAGCCUUAAUCAAAAUCACUUGUCCAUGGUUAAAAACACACACACACACACACACACACACACACACACACACACACACAAACCCAGACCUCUCUAUUCACACUCCCUCAGACCACCAUAUCUCUGCUAUUUUCCAUUUCAGUCCACUCUUGAACAUAGUACAUCAUAUCAGCACGUUCUCUCUUUUUUUUCUUUUUUAAAAAUAAGAAUCGAUCAUCAAUACAUAGAUGGUCGAAAGAACACCACAUGUAGACACGGGGCACAUUCCUACACGGGAAUGCUGCAAUGUGAAACUCAUUGUGUCUGUCAAAGUAGCAGUCUUUAUUAUUACAUUGGGAGGUAGUCUCUUUUUUAUGGUAUUCAGAUAUAUUUUAUGUUUAUUCUAUUUUGUUUAAAAUCACAUUUGCCUUUUGUAUUGAAAAUGUAAAAUGUGUUUGACCACUCUGUUAACAAUUACCAAUAUCUCUCAGAGGGAGGGGUUUUACAUACAAUAAUUAAUCAACAAAGCUUGCAGCAAUUUCUAAUGUGCAAUAUUUUGUAGGGAAAUAAGCAUAUUUUUGUUUUUCUCAAAAGGUGGUACUUUAUCAGAAUAUAUACUGAGCAGAACUUGGAAGAAAUUAAUUUAGGGGCCAACGAAAGCUACCAUAAAAAUGCUUUGCCACAGUAACACUGAAAACUGUAUAUGACCAAGACAGCUUUUCUGUUUAUUUAAACCUGAAAUGAAAACUUCUGAAACCAACAAAAUCGUAUUCUCAACUGAUUGAAUUCUCUUUUUUUGGGUGGGGGGAUAGACUGAAUUGGCCUCACAAAAAAAGGGCACUACAGCCCUUAAGGCAGCUCACUUCAGUGUCAAUCUUGGCCAGAGUCUGCUGCUGCCUGCUGGUAAAGACAUCAGCCAAAAUGGCAGCGUGACUCUCAGCUACUAGCUACUUUAGACGACCUAAGAAGAAAACAGCUAGUGGGGUGGUACCCUUGAGGUGCUUUUGUUUUUCUGUGAAGUCUGUUCAUUUGAUUGAGAUGAAGACUUGAAAUGAUCCAGUUCGAGAGCUUGCAGGAGAGGCUUGUAGGGAUGGCAUGGCCAGCUGUUGGAGCCCUCACUUCCUGUCCACCCCCCCUCGAGGCCUCUCCCCUUCAGGGAUCUUACCUAUCUGUCUUUUUCGUGAGGAAAAAGUAUAGUACACAGUAAAUGUUUUUGAAGUCUAUGAAGCGAGAUUUUAAUCAAAAAUUUUGGGGAAAAAGAAAAUGUUUCAUUUAUUUUUUAUUUUUUAAAUGAACCUGUGAGACAAAAAAUUGAAAUGUAUUAGAACAGGUUUUACAGUACCUAAAACCUUUUUUUUUAUUUCAUAAUAAACAUUAUUCUUUUGAAAAA